AUGGCCUUGCAGGUUGCUCCAUCCAGUAUUCUUGUUGGAUCUCAUGUUUGGGUGGAGGACCCAGAUGUAGCUUGGAUAGAUGGAGAAGUAAAGGAAGUUAAGGGGGAAGAGAUUACAGUAGAUUCUACAUCAGGGAAGACAAUUGUUGCCAAAACAUCUAAUGUUUAUCCAAAGGACCCUGAAUUUCCUUCAUGUGGUGUUGAUGAUAUGACAAGGCUAGCAUAUUUGCAUGAACCUGGGGUUUUGCAGAAUUUAAAAUGUCGAUAUGAUAUCAAUGAAAUAUAUACCUACACAGGAAAUAUAUUGAUUGCUGUAAAUCCUUUUCGAAGACUGCCACAUUUAUACAGCAGUCAUAUGAUGGAACAAUACAAAGGGGCAGCUUUUGGUGAGCUGAGCCCACAUCCAUUUGCUGUUGCAGAUGCUUCAUAUAGACACAUGAUCAAUGAGGGGAUAAGCCAAUCAAUUUUGGUAAGUGGGGAAAGUGGAGCCGGUAAAACAGAGAGUACAAAGAUGCUUAUGCGCUAUCUAGCCUAUAUGGGAGGGAGAGUUAGCAAGGCAGAGGAACGCUCUGUGGAGCAGAAGGUCUUGGAGUCUAAUCCUGUUCUGGAAGCCUUUGGCAAUGCAAAGACUGUCAGAAACAAUAAUUCAAGUCGCUUUGGCAAGUUUGUGGAAAUUCAAUUUGAUCCAAGGGGCCAAAUUUCUGGAGCUGCAAUAAGGACUUACUUGCUAGAACGAUCUCGUGUUUGUCAGGUGUCUGACCCGGAGAGAAACUAUCAUUGCUUUUAUAUGCUUUGUGCUGCACCGCCGGAGGAAGCUGAGAAGUACAAAUUGGGAAAUCCACGAACUUUUCAUUAUUUAAACCAGUCAAAUUGUUAUGAGCUGGAUGGCGUAGAUAGUUCUAAAGAGUAUCUUUUAACUAAGAGGGCUAUGGAUGUUGUUGGUAUCAGUCAGGGAGAGCAGGAUGGAAUAUUCCGAGUUGUGGCUGCAAUUCUUCAUUUAGGAAAUAUUGAGUUCAAAAAGGGACAGGAAAUAGAUUCUGCUGAACCUAAGGAUGAUAAAUCUCGGUUCCAUCUAAAAACCGCAGCAGAGCUAUUAAUGUGUAAUGAGAAGGCUCUUGAAGACUCCCUAUGCAAACGUGUUAUGGUGACUCGUGAUGAGAGCAUUACAAAAUCGCUUGACCCUGUUUCAGCAGCUCUCAGCAGAGAUGCUUUGGCAAAAAUUGUUUAUUCAAAAUUAUUUGACUGGCUUGUGGACAAGAUAAAUGUUUCUAUUAGUCAGGAUCCUGAAUCAAAAUCGUUGAUUGGUGUUCUGGAUAUUUAUGGAUUUGAGAGUUUCAAGACAAACAGUUUUGAGCAAUUUUGCAUCAAUUUGACAAAUGAAAAGCUGCAGCAGCAUUUUAAUCAGCAUGUUUUUAAGAUGGAGCAGGAAGAAUACAAGAAAGAAGAAAUUGACUGGAGUUAUAUAGAAUUUAUUGAUAAUCAAGAUAUUCUUGAUCUUAUUGAAAAGAAACCUGGUGGCAUCAUAGCUCUUCUUGAUGAGGCUUGUAUGUUUCCCAGAUCAACACAUGAGACAUUUGCUCAAAAGCUUUAUCAGACUUUUAAAGACAAUAAACGCUUCAGUAAGCCUAAGCUGUCACGCACUGACUUCACCAUUUGUCAUUACGCUGGUGAUGUUACUUACCAGACUGAGCUCUUCCUGGAUAAGAACAAAGAUUAUGUUGUUUCAGAGCAUCAAGCUCUGCUGAAUGCUUCAGAAUGCUCUUUUGUUUCAAGCUUGUUUCCUCCUUCACCCGAGGAAUCUUCCAAAACAACAAAGUUCUCCUCAAUAGGUUCCUCCUUCAAGCAACAACUCCAAGCUUUGCUUGAGACUUUGAGUGCCACUGAACCACACUACAUUCGUUGUGUGAAGCCCAAUAAUGCUCUUAAGCCAGGAAUAUUUGAGAACCAAAAUGUACUACAACAACUUCGAUGUGGGGGAGUGAUGGAGGCAAUUAGAAUUAGUUGUGCUGGAUUUCCCUCUCGAAAGUCGUUUCGUGAAUUUGUAGCUCGAUUUUCCCUUCUGGCUCCGGAGGUUCUCUCUAAGCGUAAUAACUAUACUGAGGUCACUGCUAGCAAGAAGAUUCUGGAGAAGAGUAAGCUCAGUGGUUAUCAGAUUGGUAAAACGAAAGUUUUUCUUAGGGCUGGUCAGAUGGCAGAGCUAGAUGCAUUGCGAACUGAGAUUUUAGGAAGAUCAGCAAGUCUGAUACAGAGAAAAGUCCGUACGUACUUGUGUCGUAAACGCUUUAUUUUGUUGCGGUUAUCUGCCAUACAAAUUCAAGCCUUGUGUAGAGGACAAGUUGCACGCCAUCAGUAUGAGGAAAUGAGAAGAGAAGCUGCUGCUCUGAAUAUUCAAAACCAUUUACGCAAGUUUCUUGCAAGGAAAGCGUACAAGAAUUUGUACUUCUCAGCUGUUUCUAUUCAAACAGGCAUGCGUGGGAUGAUUGCUCGUAGUGAGCUUCUGUCCAGAAAGCAGACAAGAGCUGCAACUGUAAUUCAGAGUCACUGUCGACGAUUCUUGGCCAACCGUCGUUAUCUAAGGUUAAAGAAAGCAGCAAUUACUACACAAUGUGCCUGGAGAGCAAGGGUUGCACGUAAAGAAUUACGGAAGCUAAGAAUGGCCGCCAGGGAAACUGGUGCUCUUCAAGAAGCCAAAACUAAGCUGGAAAAGGAAGUUGAAGAACUUACAUGGCGCUUGCAACUAGAGAAACGAACGAGGGUUGACCUUGAGGAAUCAAAAAAACAGGAAAGUGCAAGGUUUGAAUCUACUUUACAAAAGAUGCAACUUGAGUUUGAGGAAUCCAAGAAAAAGGAAAGUGCAAGGUUUGAAUCUAUUUUGCAUAAGAAGGAACUUGAGUUUGAGGAAUCCAAAAAACAGGAAAGUGAAAGGUUUGAAUCUACUUUGCACAAGAUGCAACUUGAGUUUGAGGAAUCCAAGAAACAGGAAAGUGAAAGGUUUGAAUCUACUUUCCACAAGAUGCAAGUUGAGUUUGAGGAAUCCAAAAAACAGGAAAGUGAAAGGUUUGAAUCUACUACGCAAAAGAUGCAACUUGAGUUUGAGGAAUCCAAAAAACAGGAAAGAGCAAGGUUUGAAUCUACUUUGCACAGAAAGGAACUUCAGUUUCAGCAACUGCAAUUUGAGUUGCAGAAACUGCAACUUGAGUUUGAGGAAUCCAAAAAACAGGAAAGAGAAACACUAGAAUCUACUUUGCACAAGAAGGAACUUGAGUUUCAGGAAUCCAAAAAACAGGAAAGAGCAACAUUUGAAUCUACUUUGUACAAGAAGGAACUUGAGUUUCAGGAACUGCAAGUUGAGUUUCAGAAAAUGCAACUUGAGCUUGAAGAAACAAAAGAGUUGCUAAUCAAAGAACGUGAAGCUGCAAAGAAAAUUGCAGAACAAGUUCCUGCGGUUCAGGAGAUCCCCGUUAUUGACGAUGAAUUAGUAAACAAACUUACUGCUGAAAAUGAACAGCUGAAGGCUCUGGGAAGCUCCUUAGAACAGAAAAUUAAUGAAACAGAGAGGAAAUAUGAAGAAACAAACAAGCUUAGUGAAGAGCGACUAAAGCAAGGUUUGGAGGCAGAAUCAAAGAUAGUUGAGCUCAAAACUGAAAUGCAGAGGCUCAAAAAAAAGAUUUUGGACAUGGGAGCUGAGGACCAAAAACCGCAGCAGCAGGCCAUGCCGAGUGCACUGAGUACAAACAUGUCAGAGGUGACAUCUGCAGAGAUCCCCGUUGUUGAUGAUGAAUCAAUGAAUAAACCUACCGUUAUUGAAGAUGAAUCAAUGAAUAAACAUACCGUUAUUGAAGAUGAAUCAAUGAAUAAACCUACCAUUAUUGACGAUGAAUCAAUGAAUAAACUUACUGCUGAAAAUGAACAGCUGAAGAUUUUGGACAUGGGAGCUGAGGACCAGAAACCGCAGCAGCAGGCCAUGCCGAGUUCACUGAGUACAACCAUGUCAGGGGUGACAUCUGCAGAGAUCCCUGUCAUUGACAAUGAAUCAAUGAAUAAACCUACCGUUACUGACGAUGAAUCAAUGAAUAAACUUACCGCUGAAAAAGAACAGCUGAAGAUUUUGGACAUGGGAGCUGAGGACCAGAAACCACAGCAGCAGACCAUGCCGAGUUCACUGAGUACAACCAUGUCAGAGGUGACAUCUGCAGAGAUCCCUGUUAUUGACAAUGAAUCAAUGAAUAAACCUACCGUUAUUGACGAUGAAUCAAUAAAUAGACUUACUGCUGAAAAUGAGCAGCUGAAGGCUCUGGUAAGUACCUUAGAACAGAAAAUUAAUGAAACAGAGAGGAAAUAUGAAGAGACAAAAAAGCUUAGUGACGAGCGGCUAAAGCAAACUUUGGAAGCAGAGUCAAAGAUAAUUGAGCUCAAAACUACAGUGCAAAGGCUUGAAGAAAAGAUUUUGGACAUGGAAACUGACCAGAAAUCACAGCAGCAAGCGUUGCUGAGUACACCAAGUAGAAAAAUGCCAGAGGUGACAUCUUCACCUCUGGAAAAUGGUCAUCAUGCACAACUGAGUUCUGGUCCAUCAACAAGGCUUGGUAGAGAAGACAGUAAAUUGAGGAGAUCCCAAACUGAAAAGCAGCAGCCGGAGAGUGUAGAUGAUCUACUCAAAUGUGUGGCACAGAAUCUUGGGUUCAGUCAAGAAAAGCCUGUUGCAGCAUUUACCAUAUACAAAUGCCUUCUCCACUGGAAGUCAUUUGAAGCUGAAAAGACAAGUGUUUUUGAUCGUCUUAUUGAGGUGAUGGGCUCUGCACUAGAGGAUCAGGACAACAAUGAUCACAUGGCUUAUUGGCUGUCAAACACAUCUUCAUUGUUGUUUUUGCUUCAACGUAGUCUGAAAGCCUCUGGUUCAAUGCAGAAACCACCUGCUGGAGCAUCAUUCUUUGCAAGGAUGACCAAAAGUUUCCGUUCAUCUUCUGCCAAUCUUCAAGCUGGAGUACUGAGCCAGGUUGAGGCCAAGUAUCCAGCUCUUCUUUUUAAGCAGCAGCUCUCAGCUUAUGUAGAAAAGAUCUAUGGAAUCAUUAGAGACAACUUGAAAAAGAACCUGUCACCACUUAUAUCUGGUUGUAUUCAGGUACCUAGGAUAUCAAAAGGAGCUGCUUUUCAAAAGUGUGAAGGGUUACAAGGCUAUCAUUCUCCAGCUGGUCUCUGGCAGAGCAUUAUUGAGUGUCUGAACAAGAUGAUGGGCACAUUGAAAGACAAUUUUGUGCCUCCAAUACUUGUUCAGAAUAUUUUCACUCAAACGUUUGCAUAUAUUAAUGUACAGCUCUUUAAUAGCCUUCUUCUCCGUCGAGAGUGCUGCACAUUUAGCAACGGGGAGUAUGUGAAAUCUGGCUUAGCUGAAUUGGAACUAUGGUGUGCCGAAGCAGACGUUGAGUAUGUAGGCCCAUCAUGGGAUGAACUCAAACACACAAGGCAAGCUGUUGGAUUCUUGGUUAUAAAUCAGAAAUCCAAAAUAUCCUUUGAUGAAAUAUCAAAAGACCUUUGUAGUGCUUUGAGUGUUCAACAACUUUAUAGGGUAUGUACGCUUUAUAGGGAUGACAACUACAACACUCAAAGUGUUUCACCAGAUGUUCUUGCCCACAUGAAAGAACUUAUGUCAGAUGAUACCGAAGAUGAUGGUGGUAGCUCCUUCCUGUUGGAAGACGAUAUCAGCAUUCCAUUCACAAUGGAGGACAUUUCUAAUUGCCAUCAAGUAAAAGAGUUUGCAUCAGUAAGACCCGCCGAAGAACUUAUGACGGAUCCAGCCUUCCAAUUUUUACAGGAUUAAGGUACCGGUUCUACCAUCGUUACAUCUUUUCCAUUCACUGCAUUCUUUGAUUUUUUUUGUCAUCUAGAGUUGAACAGAAAAGAAAAAGGUCAACUUCAUGGCAGUGCUGCCACACAUUAACUACAAAUGUUAUACUUUCUUUGUAACAUCCAUUGCCAAAAUGUAAGUAAUUCUUAGAGUUCUUUAGGUAGUUAAUUUGGUCAUUUCUCUUCAGCAUCUUUUUGGUACUGAAUGGUCUAGAGGAAGAGGAUUGAUUAUUAAUGUAGUGGAGCUUUUCAAAGCUGUUUUUUAAUUCCCAAAUUUUCAUCUUGUACAAAUUAAC
Molecule: messenger RNA, 6139 nt
Organism: Gossypium raimondii (Peruvian cotton)
Lineage: Eukaryota; Viridiplantae; Streptophyta; Magnoliopsida; Malvales; Malvaceae
Product: myosin-8
Exons: 45
Coding region: 1-5817 (1938 amino acids)
Biological process (GO): actin filament organization; vesicle transport along actin filament
Cellular component (GO): myosin complex; cytoplasm; vesicle
Molecular function (GO): ATP binding; microfilament motor activity; actin filament binding
Source: RefSeq, a predicted model, not a curated record